UCGGUAAGGAACUCAUCUGUACUCUUCAUUUAUUCAACAGCAAAAUGCCAAAUUGCUAUGAUACUAAAUCCCCAACCUCCCCAAAAUUUACACACUCAACCCAACUAAAAUUCUGAUUUCAUGCAUCUCCAUUUUUAAGAAUUGAAGCAUGUACUAGCAGAAGUUUUCAUCUUUGGAAAACAAAAAUGACGGAAAAUUCAGAGUGUAGUUAUUGUAAGACAUGGGAAGAAGAGAUGUACUGGAAACAUUUCAACCUCAUGCAUUUUCUCCAGAUUUUAACCCCAAACUUCCAUGAUCAUCUUGUACUGCCUGAGAAAUUCACUGCACACAUGAAAGCUCACUUGCCUGAUAAAGUAUCCCUCAAAGGGCCGAGUGGAGCUAAGUGGGAAAUAGAGCUGCUGAAGGCGGCCGAUGAUAUUCUAUUUGUUGGAGAUGGAUGGAAAGACUUUGUGAAAGUAAACAAACUGAAAGAAAAUUACGUGUUGGUGUUGAAGUUUAACAGGAACUCGAGUUUUGAGGUUCUAAUCUUUGAUCAAGAGACUUCUUGCGAGAAGGAAAUAUCCUAUUUUGUGAAGAAGUGUAGUCAUGUUAAGUCUGACAAUGAAGUUCAAAAAAAGACUAUUGCAAGAGAGGCUAGCACUGAGAUUAUUGGGGAUGACGAAGGUGAAAAAGAUUCUGGUUUUGAAGUAUCAAAGAAGUCCAAAAAAGAUGAUCAAGUAGUAGCUUUCUCAGAACAGGUGAACACUCAAGCUUCAAGGAAGCGCGGGCCUUCAAAAGCUAGAGGCAAACCAACAAGGAUACUGCCAUGCCGAUUGCCAGUUAAGCGUAAGUUUCAAUCGGGAAAAAAGUCACUCGGAAAUGAAACUGCCAAGGAACCGAUUGAAAUUUCACAAAGAGAUAUGCUUACGCCUGAAAAUGGAGAAAGCAUCCCCGCGAAAGGUCAUUCUGACAGAUUAGUGUCCCAUUCUAAAAAGAGUGUGAAUAUUGCCAAAAAAGUUAGUCAGAAUUCAAGGACAGAGCUGAUUCCCCCUGAAAAUGGUGAAAAUUCUGCAACGGCAGACCAUUCUGAGAAAUCGAAGGGACAAUCUGAGGAACAUGUAGCUGAAGAGCAGCCAAGUGGAAAUCAUAUUGCAAAUGAACCAAAACUGAUUUCAGAGAUGGACUUCGACACCACUGAAAAUGAAGAAAGUUUCCGGGCCAGAGAUCAUUUACCUAAAUUGAAGCCCCAAUCUGAAAUGAGGCCUAGCAGUAAUGGAACUUCCAAGGAACCAAGACAGGUAGUAGAGAAGGAGCUGAUCGCCCCAGAAAAUGGCAAAAAUUUCCCAGAAACAGACUGUUCCAACGGAUUCAAGGGUCAAGCAGAAAAGGAGCCAAGUGGAAGAAGAGGAAUUGUUAAGGAACCGAGUCCGGUUUCUGGCAGGAAGGUGAUUAGACCUAAUUACAAAGAUAAUUCUUCAGAGGAAGAUCAUUCUUCCAAAUCUCGUGGGAAAAGAGGCAGGCCAAAAAAGCAAGUGCUUCCAAUAUCUUCUAAGAAGCUGGAAUUCAGAAGUGUUUCAGAUGAAAGGAAGUUCUCGAAGGAGUACAUGUCAAAUAGAAGGCCAGUAACUGAGGAGGAGAAAGAGCAAGCUGUGCAGAGGGCAAAUCAGAUACAGACUGAAAAUAGCUUCAUUGCAAUAAUGCGACCUAGUAGUGUUUACAAUAGGUUUUUCUUGAACAUUCCUGCAAAGUGGAUGCAGCAGCAUCUUCCCUACCGAAAACAAAGAGUGAUUCUUCGUGUGGGUGAGCGGAAAUGGCACACUAGUUUAUUUGUAUAUGCAAAGGGUGCAGGGAUCUCUGCAGGGUGGAAGAAGUUUGCCCUUGACAAUUUCUUGGAAGAGUUUGAUGUACUAGUCUUCAACGUGGUUAGCCAGGAAGAUGAGAUCAUUGUUGUGAUGGAUGUUGACAUAUGCAGGGUCGUCCAGAAAGUCGUUCCUCCUCUCCCUUUAAUCUCUUAAACUAAUAGGAGGGUUUUAGUUGUCUUAGAAAGUAGAAUACUAGAAUGUGUGCUCCAGUGUUUAACUGCAUUUUGAUAAACCUACAGUUAUUCACUUGUUGUCAAUAUAACUCUUAACCUAAAACUUAACCGAGUGUACGUACGUACGUAGUAUGUACUACAUGGUAUUAUGAACCGAACCUAUAAGAUUUCCUAGGUAUGCUAGAUUGCCUAUAUAUGGCUCAACGUAACUAUGACUAUAAACGUCAAAAUGUUGCACAAGUGGUGAUCUGCAGUAUUUCAUGUCUCUUAUCUCUAGUAUUUUACUUAUUCCUUUCUAGUUCCUACUUUAGGUUGGGAGCUUUUUGUUUGUAAGAUGCCAAACUAUGCUGGACAACGGAAACCCGUAGUUAACUUUGUUAAUAUUUUAAAAUGUCGUUAAGUAAACCUUAA
Messenger RNA from Spinacia oleracea (spinach), 2425 nucleotides. Its product is annotated as B3 domain-containing protein Os03g0619600. Bases 186 to 1994 code for a protein of 602 amino acids. Lineage: Eukaryota; Viridiplantae; Streptophyta; Magnoliopsida; Caryophyllales; Amaranthaceae. Gene Ontology annotation, molecular function: DNA binding. The transcript has 10 exons. The record is from RefSeq and is a predicted model, not a curated record.